ACCGAAAGUUACUUGGCUGCUUGACAAGGCUAUGCCAGGCCGAGGUAGGCAGGCACGCACGACACACCGACGAGCGCGCUGCGCCCAGGUGGUGCCCACGGCUUCUGCGCGCAGCAGUACACAAGGUUGCUGGCAGUACCUACACACGCACACGCCGCAACGGUUCAAGUUCUUGCAUCUUCCGCUCGUCCCCUUCCUUUAAGGUAAGCUUGAAGGUGGGGAGGCAGACAUAGGCAGACGCCCUAGGAAGUGGGAGGGUCAAUGGGCCGUCACACGGCAUUGUGCUACCGAUGAGGUUCUCGUUUGACGGUGUAUACCUUGCUACACAUACCAAUCACUGCACAAGUUGGAACCCUGCACGAGCCGGCAGGACAAGAAGGAGCUCAGGCGUAUGCUUGCACGCAGACCUCGCUGAUAGAACCUCGUCCGUCUGGGGUAUUGUCUUUUGCAUUCAGUGUUACAUGCUGCCUAUUUACAUGUACCGUGCAUGUUGAACUUACAAUGUGCGAUCGACAUGGGGCUGAAAUCCCCACUAUUUUUGCAUAACAAACGCAGCCCAAAUCAAUUCGUGCUACAAUGUAAUGAAUAUGUCGAUCUGGCAUGUCUCAUGUCCCGUUCAGGGAGUGGCUGGCAUGAAAUAGGCGGGCUGUUUUGAGCGGCUGAUGAGUGGCGGGCAUAGGGACGGACAGGGCACGUGCUGGAUAGGGAGACUAGGCGAAUGAGCGGGUGCCGCCCGAUGGGCGCGGGCACUAGCGCAUUUUAUGAAAUGCUGUCGUGAAGCCGGCUUCACGGCUUGCCAACAAGGAGCGUGGCAGGGAACAUGGGAACUUGCUCGGCAGCUUUGCCCGGCAUCGGCUACUGACAUCCGCCACGCCGCUUCUUUCUUCUCCCGUUUCUUUCCGCUUGCCCACGCAUAUGCUCCAUGGGCGCCCGCGGAUGCCUGGCUCCGUUCCAGGUGGGUGCAUUUUGUGGGUUUCGCGUUGUCGCGGCGAAUGGCAGCAGCCUAGUUGCGAGCUGGAACGCGUCCGCCCCUGCAAGCGGCAGCAGUCUCCACGACACUCGGACUCCGUUUGGCGUGCCGAAUGCGGAGCAGCGUGGAGCGCGCACCGGUGUCUCGUCUCGAAGGUAACAAGUAACCGCAUUGCCGCUGACACUAACUUCUUUCGUGAUGUUUAUUGCUAGCCUGGAGCUCGCGACGGCGUCUUGCAUUCGCAUUCACUCGCAAGCACUUCGUUAACAGGGCGUAUCAGGGAUAAUCGCCCCUGGGCCCCGGCAAGUUCACGCCGGUAUCUGUUGCCCAGUGGCAGGGACCCACUCGAGGUUCCGCCCUCGAGCGUUUGGAACUGGCGAGCCUCCCGCUUGCGGGUGCAGCCUGAGCAUUCACGCGGCCGCAUGCACGCGAUUGCAGCACUGCGCGGACGGGUCGUCGUCGUCUUACACCUUGGUUAUUUGGUUCUGGAGAAUUUGUUUCUUGGUUUGGCUUUUCAGCGGUUUCGGGUACAUGCCGUGGACACGCACCGAGCUCG
Chlamydomonas reinhardtii is the source of this 1526-nucleotide messenger RNA. RefSeq lists its product as uncharacterized. The transcript has a single exon. The record is from RefSeq and is a predicted model, not a curated record. Bases 32 to 202 code for a protein of 56 amino acids. NCBI's taxonomy places the organism in Eukaryota, Viridiplantae, Chlorophyta, Chlorophyceae, Chlamydomonadales, Chlamydomonadaceae.